Messenger RNA from Penicillium alfredii, 612 nucleotides. RefSeq lists its product as uncharacterized. The transcript is spliced from 2 exons. The coding region runs from base 1 to 612 and encodes 203 amino acids. Lineage: Eukaryota; Fungi; Ascomycota; Eurotiomycetes; Eurotiales; Aspergillaceae. The record is from RefSeq and is a predicted model, not a curated record.
AUGCAUGUAAUGCAUGUAUUGAUGCAUGCAAUAGUGUUUACUCACGGCGAACAUACACCUUUUGAUUACAAGUCAAACCUCACUAUGGUCACCUUCGACCCCAUCCAUUUCAUACCAGCAAGCCACCAGGCUCAGAUUUUGGACUUGCCAGUAACUCGCAUUCUGGCGGUCGCCCACCAAAACCUCGGAGACACAAACCACUGGUGUUUCUACCUCUCAACCUCUGCUAUAAUCUCCGUGCAGCUCGACUGCCAGCCAAGCCACAGUAUCCCCGGUACGGUUCUCGAAGGAGGCUCCAAGGCCAAUCUGAUCAUGUCCAAGCUGGAUCAUGUCCUCCCUCCAGAUGCGGAGACAUAUUUCGUGCUCGACGUGUUUUCUGGGGUUUCUGUUGCACAUAUCUACGACACCAUCUGUGAACAUGGGCGUCACAAGUACGAAUUUGAUUCCAAUGGGGUUGGAUGCAGAAACUGGGUCAUGGACCAGUUGGAACUUUUCUCCCGGACCCAGUUGAUUACAAGCGCAGCUCAAGUCGCGGAAGCCAAGGCGGGGAUACUGAAGCUGUGGCCGGAUGGAACACCGAAUCCACUUGACAAAGGGGCCUACUAUGAUUGA